This is a messenger RNA of Tilletiaria anomala UBC 951, 300 nucleotides long. RefSeq lists its product as uncharacterized. Lineage: Eukaryota; Fungi; Basidiomycota; Exobasidiomycetes; Georgefischeriales; Tilletiariaceae. The annotation marks the transcript as partial. Gene Ontology annotation, cellular component: nucleolus; cytoplasm. Gene Ontology annotation, molecular function: mRNA binding. The record is from RefSeq and is a predicted model, not a curated record. Gene Ontology annotation, biological process: positive regulation of translation; nuclear-transcribed mRNA catabolic process, nonsense-mediated decay. The transcript has a single exon.
UCAAAGGCAGACAUUGCCUCGCGCGCAUACAUACGCUUCACAGCACUCGAAAGCCUACUCGCCUUCCACCAAGCUUUUCAAGGGCACGUUUUCCGCGAUGCCAAAGGCCAGGAAUUUGUCGCCAUGGUGGAAUUUGCUCCUCACCAGAAAGUUCCUCCUGUCACUGCUGCCGGCGCCAGUGGCAAGAGACAGAAGGAAGACGCCCGAAUCGGGACGAUUGACGAGGAUCCAGACUACCUCGCUUUCUUCGCAGACUUACAGCGUACGAAAAUCAGCGACGAAGCGGACAGUGAAGCGGUC